This is a messenger RNA of Sciurus carolinensis (gray squirrel), 3132 nucleotides long. RefSeq names its product CD4 molecule (gene Cd4). The record is from RefSeq and is a predicted model, not a curated record. The transcript has 10 exons. Gene Ontology annotation, biological process: T cell activation; interleukin-15-mediated signaling pathway; cell adhesion. Gene Ontology annotation, molecular function: MHC class II protein binding; coreceptor activity; protein tyrosine kinase binding. Lineage: Eukaryota; Metazoa; Chordata; Mammalia; Rodentia; Sciuridae. The coding region runs from base 139 to 1554 and encodes 471 amino acids. Gene Ontology annotation, cellular component: membrane raft; external side of plasma membrane.
GUAAGUUGUUCUCCAAAGAAGAAACAAAACCCUCUCCUCAUUGGGCUCCUGGUUACAGAGCUCCAGGCCCCUCACACAGACAUACCUGUGCAAAAAGCAGAGUGGAAGAAAGACAGGGUACAGAGGCUGAGGUCCCUGAUGAUUCAGGCCCCUGCCUACCUCAGCAAGGCUAAAAUGAACCAAAGAAUCGCUUUUUGGCAACUGCUGCUAGUACUGCAACUGACACUGCUCCCAGCGGUCACUCAGGGAAAGGAAAUAGUGAUGGGCCAAGUGGAAGGUUCAGUGGAACUGCCCUGCACAGCUUCCCAGAAGAAGACCAUGUUGUUUACCUGGAAAUAUUCUAACCAGACCAAGAUUCUGGGAAAUCAGAACAACUUCUUGACCAAAGGUUUCUCCCUUCUGAAUGAUCGAACUGACUCAAAAAAAUCCCAGUGGGAUCAAGGAUCCUUUCCCCUUAUCAUCUCUAAACUUAGGAUGGAAGAUUCAACGACCUACAUCUGUGAAGUGGAAAAUAAGAAGACAGAGGUUGAAUUGCAGGUGUUCAGACUAACUGCCAACCCAGGUACCUGCCUGCUGCAGGGGCAAAGCCUGAACCUGACCUUGGAAUUCCCCCCUGGUAGUAAACCCUCAGUGAAAUUCAAGAACCCAGGGAACAAAAUUAGCACUGGGGGCAAGGCUCUUUCAGUGCCCAAUGUGGGAUUCCAGGACAGUGGCACCUGGACAUGCAUCAUCUCCCAGGACCAGAAGAUGCUGGAGAUCAAAAUAAAUAUCUUGGUUUUGGGUUUCCAGAAGACCCUCAACACAGUCUAUAAGAAAGUGGGGGAGCAGGUGGAGUUCUCUUUUCCACUGAAUGUUGGAGAUGAGAACCUGAACGGCGAGCUGAGGUGGCAGGCAGAGAGGUCUUCUUCCUCCAAGACCUGGGUCACCUUCUCUUUGAAGAAUAAGCAGGUGUCUGUGCAAACGGUUACCCAGGACCCAGUGCUCCAGAUGGCUGAGAACCUUCCACUGCGCCUCAUCCUGCCCCAGGUCUUGCCUCAGUAUGCUGGCUCUGGAAACCUGACUCUGACUCUUGAUCAAGGAAAGCUGCAUCAGAAAGUGAACCUGGUGGUGAUGAAUGUGACUUUUCACCAGAAUGACUUGAUCUGUGAGGUGCUGGGACCCAUCCCUCCCAAGCUGAUGCUGCGUUUGAAGCCAGAGAAUCAGGAGGCUAAGGUCUCAAAGCCGGAGAAGAAGAUUCGGGUACCAAACCCCAAGGCAGGGGUGUGGCAGUGCCUACUGAAUGAUGGGGACAAGGUCUUACUGGAUUUCCAGGUUGAUGUUUCACCCACAGGGUUGAACCCACAUCAGUCAAUGUUCCUGGCUGCUGUGAUUGGGAGCACCUUAAGCUUCAUGCUCCUCACUGGGCUCUGCAUCUUCUGCUGUGUCAAGUGCCGACACCGAAGGCUUUCCCCACUCCCCCCUCCAAGGGGUACCUACCUUCUGGAGGCCUGGGACCCUCAUGACUCUCCUCCUUGUUCCUGGACAGCGCCAGGCAGAGCGGAUGUCUCAGAUUAAGAGGCUCCUCAGUGAGAAGAAGACCUGCCAGUGCUCCCAUAGGCUACAGAAGACUCACAGUCUCACUUGAGAUGCAAGAACCUGGGAGUUCCCACGCACAUGCUCUUCAGCUGUCUUCCCUGCAUUUCCUGUGGACUUGGGCCUGCAGACCAGAUGAAUGUAGCAGAUCCCAGCACCUCUGGCCUCCUCUUGCUCUCUUCCUCCACAUCUGUCCAUUGUUUCUCCUCUUUUGUUCCCAGGUCCAUUGACAGAGUCUUGCUCUCAACUUUACCAAGGCUUAACCACGCCAUUCUUCCCCAUUUCCUUUUCUUCCAAAUCUUAGCCUUUUUUAAUUACUUUUUCUGGAUUUUCUCCCCAGCUGUUCACUUGGAUCCCAGGGUAGUGAGAAGAACCAGCCUUACCUGGCAUGGAGGGCAGGCCUGGGUCUAGAAAUAUUCAGCACAGGACUGCUGGUCCUGGCGAGGACCCUCCAGGCACCAAAGAGGGUGGGGACUUGCCCAAUAUCACACAGCUGAUCAAGGACAGAUGCAAAUCCAAGGAUCCUGAAGCCAGUCCCCAUAGCCCCAUGUUGCUUGCUUCUCACCCUAUGUGGGCUCUACCUUGAUCCAAACAGGCCCUGGGGCACACCUAUGCACAAAAACACUAGUCCACAGUCAAUUCCUUAUACCUAAGGAGCACUUCUUAGUUUAUAAACCAUUUUCACACCCUCAGUUUGACCCUUACAAAACCCCUAUAAGACUGGUAGUGACAGAACCAAGACUAUUAUCUCCAGUUUUCCAGAAAGAAACCCAGAGAGGUGAGAAGACUCCCCAGGGCCCCAUAGCCAGCAAGUACUGGAGUCAGGACUAACCCAGGUCUCCUAAACCCUGUAUCACUGCUGCUUCUUAAUGUAGGACAAAUACCACACAGAUCUCUGCAGUGGCUAGUUAGAGGUAGCCAGUAUGCACCUUUGGAUCCACAGGAGCACACCACCCACAGGAAGGCCUGUCUCAGAGCUCAGAAACAUGAGGGGAAGGUCUUCCUGCCUAAAACCCCCUCUUUCAACACCUGCUGAUGGUGGGGUCUUGUUACUAGAAGACAAUGCCUUCAGUUUUAUUAAUCAGAACACUGGAUGGGAGUGUAGGCCCUUGGGAAAGAAUGUCCAGGGAAUUGUCACUCACUAUGUUCAGAACCAUCAGGAAGGUGAGCUGUGCUGUGGGGAGGAGGCAGGGCGUUAGUCUGGGGCAACCCUCUGAGGGGACCACCUGUGAAAGGCGAUGAUGCUGAGCCUCAGUCCUCCUCUUGUACCCUCCUUUUUUCUCCCCACAAACCAUUCAGGAGAUGGGGAAGUUGAGGUUAUAUGUAUUCUUCCUUCCCUUCAUGAUCCAUUUCUCUCAGGAUCCCCAGCCUCCUAUGCCUUUCUCCCUUUCUCACCAUCUCCCUCAGUCCCUACUCCUUAUCUCUUUUCCUUUCUCCCCCUUUUCUUUGCAGCUUGCCUCCCACAGGAAGACCACCUAAUUGCUGCCAGGCUCCCUGUAGCUUAGUUUGUUUGUGCCUACUCCCAGUCCUGAGCUGACAUAAAAUACAAUAAAAUUACUA